Molecule: messenger RNA, 1743 nt
Organism: Tetrahymena thermophila SB210
Lineage: Eukaryota; Ciliophora; Oligohymenophorea; Hymenostomatida; Tetrahymenidae
Exons: 5
Source: RefSeq, a predicted model, not a curated record
AUGGAAGUAGAUUUUCAACAAAAUAAUUAAUAAUUUAAUGAUGACGAUGAUGAGUUUUCAUUGAAAAAUGCUAUGUCAAUAAAGAAAAGAUCUUAUAGGUUAGAAAUUAGGAAAAAAAAGUUGCAAUAAACAUUCAAUAAAACCAGGAAACUAAAUUUUUAAGACUUAUCUAACUUAAAUGAAUAUAGCAAUAACUAAUUAAAUAGUAUUUAGCCAAAUCCACAAUAAUUUAAUAAUAUUUAAUCUAUUUAGUAGUAAAGCGAUAUGGUAGAAAAUACUUAUUAAUAGAAUAAUUAAUAAAUGUAGAUUUGCUAAAAAGAAUUAGAUUUUAAAGCAGAAUAUGAUAGAAUUUUUUAAUUGGUGAAUCAAUUAAAUAGUUAUAUUUACAAUUUUGAUCCUGCUAAUAACGCUUAGCUUGAUAAUGUACUCCAAUAAAUACUAAAUGAGUAUUUGAUUAAUGAAAAACCUCCUGAAGUUAUUAAUAUUCUUAAAUAACUGUUUAUACACUUUAGUCUUCACCUUCUCAUUAAGAAUACAUAAGUAGAUUUAGCUACUAAGAACACAGCUUUAUGGUGCUUAAUUAAUUUAUCCCAUCUUCCUAACGAUUAGCAUGAAGUGAUAAGAAAACUAAUAGAUUAAGAUAUCGUAUCUACCCUUAAAGCUAUUUUAAAAGACAAUAAAAACAGUAUGCUCUUUGAAAAUGCAAUAUGGCUUGCUGUGAACAUAUCUUUGGAAGAUCCCUAAUACAGAUAUAAAUUUUUUGAAGAAGGGUUUUUAUUUUUCUUAAGCAAUUGUGUUUAAAAUAUAGCUAAAAGCAUAAAUUAAGGAGAAACAGAGAUUGCUGAUAAUUUGAUUAGAGUUAUAUUAAACUUGUCCACUACCAUGCUAAGUAUACAUGAUAAAAUAGAUGAUGAAUAAUUUAGAAUCAUUGCAAGCAUUAUGAAUCUAUGUUUGAAAAUGGGCAAAUCAGAGUAUUUUAACUAAAUUACUCAUGGAUUAACUUACUUGUUCAUAGAAGAUAACCCUCUUUCUGAAGCAUAAUUUAAUAUCCUAUAUGAGUGCAGAUUCUUUUCAUAAUACUUUAUAUCUUGUAUUUAGACUGAUGAAGAUAUGGUUAAUGUAUCUUCUUUAUACAAAUUGAUAUCUUUGCAGGACUAAAAAUAUAUAAUGCUUUUAGUGAAAUAGGAUCUCAUUUAUCCGUUAUAUAUUAUGAUGAGCCAUACUCUAAGUACUGUAAGGGAAAAUAUAGCGUUUAGUUUGUCAAACAUGUUUAUGAAUGGAGAAAGCUUUAUUUAAAUUGCGAGCUAGUAUAUGUUAGAUUCAAAAAUUAUUUCUCAGAUAGAAGAAGAGGAAACGUUAGAUGUAUAGAAAGAGGCUAUUUGGGCUCUUUCUACGUUAUUGCAACAUUAAAGUGAUGAAUAAAAAGAAGAGUUUUUGUCAAAUAAAGAGGUUAUUCAUAUUUUAUGUGAUUUUUUGAACAAAAAAUAUCAAUAACUUCCUGAUCAAAUUUUAAUGAAACUACUUGAUUGUUUCAUAUCAAUACUUGAUUUUGGGGAAAAACUCACCAAAGAAGACGAUUCAUAUGAAUAAAACCCAUUUUGGAUAUGUAUAGACAGGUAUUAAUCUAUUAGAACUUUAGAUCAUAUAGCAAUUGAAGGUUCUGAAGAAAAUUAGCAAAGGGCUUCAAAAAUAAUUGAAGAAUACAGUUGGACUAAAUAAUAUGAAUAAAAUAUUUUAAAUUGA